CAACGAGAAGAAUCCUCACUUAUUUAGAAAAAAGGAAACCAAUAUCAUUUAUGCUUUUGAAAUAAAUCAAGAAGGAUUUCAAAUACUCCAAGGAAGAGGAGGCUGCCAGGCCCGAUUCUUUGGGAUCCAUCUUAGAUUUGCAUCUUUAUCACACAAUUGGGGUAAGUGGACCAGCGAUUGAAUGGCGAUAGGUCACAGUGUUGAUCGUGGGGCUAAGUUUUUGUGCAGAAUGUCCUGCAUUGUGCAAGGUACAUCACUGUCAGUGUUGAAGAGGAGAUACAGUAAUAUUCCCUUGGUUAAUACAAGCGAAGCCAGGCUGGGUGUUUUCUGGGACUUACAGAGCUGUGGCGUUCCGGAGGGACUUUCCGUGCGAGACGUUGCACUUAACAUCACAAAAUUUCUGCGUAAAGGUGGACAUAAUGAACCCAUCACUACUUUCAGAGCCUAUGAAGAUGCAGCCUCUACUGUUAUUCUCAAUCUUCAGGAGCAAUGGAACAGAUUCAGUGUCAUCGAUGGAGAUAAUUCAGUUGAGGUGUCAGUUGUGAAACCCCCUUGGAUUGGUAAAGCCAUUGUCACAGAUAUCUUUGGGUUUGCCCUUAACAAUCCUCCUCCCUCCAAGAUUCUUUUAUGCUCUACGAAAACAGAUGUUGCUGCUGCCAUGCUUGAGUUCAAGAAACGAGGCUAUGUUAUUCUGCUUGGCCAUCCCACUGCCAAAGUGGAAAAAACCCCAACCCUGCCUUUAGUUGGCGGACGAUAGAGGUUCCACUCUUUCUAGCGUACAUUUUUGGCGCACACCGUGGGGCUCUUUCCACAAUUUUAACAUUUUCCACAGGUUUAGCCGCAGGUUUUUCCAUAGGUUUUGCCGCAAGUUAAGCUGCAUGUUUUUUCACAAGUUUUGCCGCAGGUUUAGCCGCAAUUUUUUUUAUGUUGUUUUUUCACAUUGGUUUUUCUGCAGGUUUUUAACGCUGGUUUUUACACAGGUUUUUUUUACGCUGUUUUUUUCUGCAGAUUUAUCCACACAGAUAGAGAACCCAAUUUUGUAACACAAAUGAAAAAUCUAGGCUUGUAUAGCCCACCCUGAUUUGUGAUUUUUGCUAACGGGGUUUUGCAGGUUCUCAAUGAGUUAGUUAAUUUUUUUUUUA
This is a messenger RNA of Cryptomeria japonica (Japanese cedar), 1142 nucleotides long. RefSeq lists its product as uncharacterized. The record is from RefSeq and is a predicted model, not a curated record. Gene Ontology annotation, cellular component: peroxisome. The coding region runs from base 182 to 757 and encodes 191 amino acids. Gene Ontology annotation, molecular function: RNA nuclease activity. The transcript is spliced from 2 exons. Gene Ontology annotation, biological process: regulation of gene expression. Lineage: Eukaryota; Viridiplantae; Streptophyta; Pinopsida; Cupressales; Cupressaceae.